This is a messenger RNA of Sitodiplosis mosellana (orange wheat blossom midge), 4034 nucleotides long. RefSeq names its product pantothenate kinase 3 (gene fbl). The transcript has 9 exons. Gene Ontology annotation, cellular component: cytosol; nucleus. Bases 1188 to 2378 code for a protein of 396 amino acids. NCBI's taxonomy places the organism in Eukaryota, Metazoa, Arthropoda, Insecta, Diptera, Cecidomyiidae. The record is from RefSeq and is a predicted model, not a curated record. Gene Ontology annotation, molecular function: pantothenate kinase activity; ATP binding. Gene Ontology annotation, biological process: coenzyme A biosynthetic process.
CAUGACACAAAAUCAAUGAAGACUCAUCCCAAACGUAUGCACACCAACGGCCAAACUAUGGUGAAAUCCAAUGGAAUCGAACAUUUUACCGAAGUUGCUAGAUGAUUGCCUGAAAUAAAAAGAAUGCACAGCAACACCAUUUAAUCAUGUUCAAAGUGUUCAUUUGAUUUGUUGUUUUUAUUUUUUGCUCGUUCGCCUUUUAAUUGCAUUCAAUACAAAUGAAUUGCGUGAACCAAGCCUAAGUGCUAAAGUGCGAUAAAAAAAGAGAACACACGAAUUCGUUUGUUGUUUUUAUUUUGUGAUUGCUGUGUCGUAUGGAAUCAGGUUAAAUAGAUAUGGAAAUUUUCGUAUGGAUUGUGUGAGUGCGACAACGAUAAUAACCGAAUCGUGUGUGAACGUAAGACCGGAUCUAUUUGAAAGUACCGAAAGAGAAUGAAUGUGUCAAUACCAUGUGUUCAGUUAAGAAAGACAGCAAUCAAACAUACGCAUAACAAAUCACGCGCUCUCGCUCGCGAAUUUUCCAUAUAACAUUUCAGUCAAUCACUAAAAUAGACCAGCAUUUUCGAUCAGAACUCGUUCGAACACUCAACUUCAAUGUGCAAUACAAUGAAAACAAAAUAGUUGUAGUUCCUUCAAACGAUCAGAAAUAUUUAGGUCUUUUGUAUUGUAUAAACAUUAGGGGAUGUCGCUGAGCUCUUCAGCGUGAAAUCGUUUAUGGAUAUCAAAAUAAUUUGAAAUCAUGCCACAUUGUAGCUGAAAUUUAUCCAUUUUAGCGAGUGCAUUUUAGUCCCGAUUUGCUAACGGCGUGCCAGCCGACGGUGGAAUUUGCCAAUAUAUAAUGAUAAGCUUAGCAUUUCAAAAGUGUUGAUAAAUCCAGUCAUUUCGUCCGAUUGCAACUCUUUUUUUUCUCUAAACAAGUGGUUGCAUAUCUAAUCAAACAAAGUUUUUAAUUAAAAAGGGAAUGGGUACAACCGAAGCGAAGUGAAAAUAAAACAAAUUCGUCCAAACCGCGAUUAACGGUGUACAUGUCAAGUGUUUUUAAUGCAUUCGAACCGCUUGAUAACGAAUCCAUCAGACCUUGAACGCAAAAAAACGAAACGUCAACGAUAAUAAUUAGCAGCAACGAAAUAAUUGUUAAAUUGGAAUCAACUGCGUCCGGGAUUGUCCCCAUACAAAACAUACACACAAUGGAUGAAAUUAAAGUCAAGCGCAAAGCAAUGCCAUGGUUUGGCAUGGACAUAGGCGGAACCCUAACUAAACUGGUUUAUUUUGAGCCAAAAGAUCACACACCCGAUGAACUCGAUCAAGAAGCGGAAACAUUAAGCAAUAUUCGGCGGUAUUUGACAAAAAAUUCGGCAUAUGGCAAAACUGGCCAUCGAGACAUCCAUUUACAGAUGGACGACGUUCAUAUCCGGGGGCGACGUGGAUCAUUGCACUUCAUUCGAUUUCCAACGUCUGAAAUGGGAAAUUUUCUUCAAUUGGCCAAAUCCAAAGGAAUGGCACAACUAGUAACCACCGUGUGCGCAACAGGCGGCGGUGCAUUCAAAUUCGAACAAAACUUCAAAGAUGAAGUAAACAUGAACUUGGCCAAAUUUGAUGAACUAGAUGUUCUUAUCAAGGGCAUUUUAUUUGCUGAAACACAUAAUCCAACCGAAUGCUAUUACUUUGAAAAUGCCAGCAAAAUAGAGUCGAGUGUAAAGAAGCGAUAUGAUUUCUCGCAGCCUUAUCCAUUCAUUCUGGUGAAUGUGGGCAGUGGCGUUUCCGUGCUGGCUGUUUAUGGGCCAUCAAAUUAUAAACGCAUAUCGGGUACAAGUUUGGGAGGCGGUACGUUCUUAGGUUUGUGCUGUUUGUUAACUGGCUGUGAUACAUUUGAGGAGGCGAUACAGUUGGCAACAAAAGGUGAUCAUAAAAAUGUGGACAAAUUGGUGCGAGAUAUUUAUGGCGGUGAUUAUGAGCGAUUUGGUUUACCCGGUGACUUGGUUGCUUCAAGUUUCGGUCAAAUGAACGGAAAAGAGCGAAGAAGUAGCGUUUCGAAGGAAGAUCUGGCGAAUGCAACCCUUGUCACAAUAACGAACAAUAUUGGUUCGAUAGCCAAAUUGUGCGCAAUGAAUCAAGAAAUUGAAAAGGUUGUGUUUGUUGGCAAUUUCUUGCGAGUGAAUCCAAUUUCAAUGAAAUUAUUAGCCUAUGCAAUGGAUUACUGGUCGCAUGGCACGCUAAAGGCUUUGUUUUUAGAGCAUGAAGGAUACUUCGGCGCAAUGGGCUGCCUGUUACAAUUCAACGGUGAACUCAGUGAUAUUGACGGUACAAUUGUCGAAAACGACACAGAAUCAACCUCAACAUCGAACCAGCAUCCAUCUACUUCAGAGGAUCUUGAAUAGAAGAAGGAAAAGAAAAUCUUACUUGCUCACACUGUAAACUAUAUACCAUCAUCUAUCUAAACAAUUAAAUUGCGAUUCUGUACAUAAUGGAUACGAAAAAAAAGAAAAAAAUUUGCUUAGUUUAUAAGAGGGCGCACAGUUAACACACAACUGCACAUAUUCAUUAUGAAUUGUAGAUUUAGUUAAUGCCUAAAACGAUUUUUUGUUGCAAUAUUUUGUAAAAAAAACCGAUAUCGAAACAAGAUUCAAGGGCUUAACAGCUCUGGCAAAUUGCAAAUUUGUUAAUAUAAUUAUUAAAUAUUUUGAAAAAAAUUUCUAAUUUUAUUACAUUUUUUCCGUAUCUCUUCAAUAAAAUCAUUGAAAAAGUUGAAUGUCAUUAAUUUAAUAAGCAUAAGCCUUUGUUUUUAUUGAUUAAAUUGGUAAAAAGCCAAUUGAUAAAAUAUCAAUUUUUAUUGAAGGAAAAAAACACGAUUGAAUUUUUUCAGUAAAAAUCAAUUUCAAAUGGAUAUUUCGAAAUUUAGUUUCGAAACGGGAAAUUAUUUGUUACAUAUUAAAUUAUUGAAAAUUGUAUAUGUCAUACAAUAUGAGGAAACCAUGUUUAUAUGAUGUGACAGAAAAAUAUACAUUUUUCAAACAAUUCACUUCCAUUAAUAUAAUACACAUUUUCUUGAGAGAAAAAAACGAUGCACAAAAUUCAAUUAUUGCUAUUUUUUAUCUCUUCUGCAAAGAUUAUUUGAAAAUUUGGAAGCCAACCUUUUUUAGAUGGUGUUGAUACCUACCAUGAUUCAAUGAUAAUGAAUAAGAACCUGCUGUGAAGAAUAAAAUUGGGCUUCUUUUGUGCACACACAUCGUGCAUACGAAUGUUUUUUUUUUACUUCUAUUUUGUUCAAAUAUAUGAUGAAAAAAAUAAAUGUUCAACAAUGCCAACGGUGGUUUGAGAACAUUGAUGUAUGUUAUUUCCCAGAUUUGUUUUCAAAAUAGCAAAUUUGAUUACCAUCGAAUAGUGUCGGCGAUUUUAAAUAGAUAGGAAUUAUUAACUAAAUUUGACGAGAAUAUUUGUAUGCGAUUUGAUUUAUAGUUCCAUGUUUGAAAAUUAUGUCGAAAUUACAUACGAUAAAUCCAUGAAAUCAGACGGCUAUGCAAAAAUAUCGCAGCAUGGUUUAUAAAAAAACAGCAGCUGGAUUCAAUACAAAUCGCUAAAUUUCAAGGCAAAGCCGAACAACUACCGAAAUAAAUUGAAAACGAUAUACAGAAAUUCGAACGCCAACAAACAAACACAUACACACACACACAUAUUUUUAUUUCAGCAUAAAUGCACUUGAUAUAUUAUUUGGUUGAAUAUUUUAAGGGUUUAUUUUAGAUUAAAAAAGAAGUCUAUAUUCAGAAAGUAUUUUUGUUGAACAUUGAAUUUGUACAAAUAUGCAUACUGUAAUAUCAAAUCAUUUUUCCAAAUAUUUAGAAAAAAAAAAAUUAAUUUGUAAAAGCCAAAAUAAAAAAGCAAAACAAUUUAACGAACGGUUUGAACGAAACAAAAAAGCACGAUAUAUAAUUUUAUUUCGUUCAAUCGAUCCGAAUUUCAGAAUGGUUUAGUCGAAUGUUUUAAAAGUCGAUUUUUUUGCUUUCUCAUCGAAUAAAUUUAUUUCUUGAAAACAAAAA